UACUUUCCCCGACCGGUUAUUUUGCUAACAGGUCAGGAGAUGAUUUCCAACCUGCUGAAGAUGCAACAAGCCGUCGAUGUGGACGACCAGUUGGCCUCCGAGGCUGCGACCACCGCGAUCGUGAAACAGGUCUCCGUGGAUACCGCGGACAGUCGUCCGAGCUGGAUGCGACAACUGGAGGUCAGCGCACACACCUGGAAGGCCCUGCUGCCCAAACCCUUGCGUCUGCUGGACCGCACCGCAGAGAACAUUACGGACCCACUGUUCCGUUGUUUCGAGCGCGAAAUAAAUUCCGGUGCUGUACUGCUGACUGUGGUUCGCGAGGACCUGGAGAAUGUUAAAAAGGUCUGUGCGGGUAGCAUGAAGCCGACCAACUACCACCGCGAGCUCAUGUCCGACCUGGCCAAGGGUCUGAUCCCCCAGUCCUGGCGACAGUACACGGUGCCCUCGGGUCUCACUGUCAUCCAAUGGAUCACCGACUUUGUUGCCCGCGUGGGCCAGCUGAUGGAGGUCAGUCAGGCCGUUGCCGCUGGUGGUACACCCGCUCUGCGCGGUCUCAAGAUCUGGCUAGGUGGUCUGUUCAUGCCUGAGGCCUACAUCACGGCUACGCGCCAAGCGGUCGCCCAAUCACACUCCUGGGCUCUGGAAGAGCUAUCCCUCAGCGUUGAAUUGGUGCCCGGUAAGAAGGACGUCCCAACACCCUCGGAUAACUGUUCCUUCGUGGUCUGUGGCCUUCGUUUGAUGGGCGCCGAGCCAAUGGACUCCAAGACUAUCCGUCUUUCAUCAUCUAUCGUUUGUGAAAUGCCUUGCACCAUUCUCAGGUGGAUUCGGAUCGUGAAGGAUAAGCAACAGGCAGGCGAAUCGCCGGCGGAAGGCGAGAGUGGUGUCCAACUACCCGUCUACCUCAACGCAUCGCGUACCGUCCUCCUAUUUACACUGACCCUACAAACCAAGGAGGCAGGUAGCGACUUCUACAAGCGGGGCGUGGCCAUCCUCUCUUCUCAGCUCGGCUGA
Messenger RNA from Dibothriocephalus latus, 1014 nucleotides. Lineage: Eukaryota; Metazoa; Platyhelminthes; Cestoda; Diphyllobothriidea; Diphyllobothriidae. The record is from the annotation of a GenBank genome assembly.